GCAAAAUUGAGAACCCGCCCUUUCUCCUCCAAUGGAACAUCUCUGCAGAACUUCCCCAAAAAUCUCCCCAACAGUUCCCUCCAAAUUUCCAUUAUCAAUCCGCCAUUUUCCGACCUUCAACUCAUUUUCUGUGAAUGGCCCGGCUGUAUCUUUUCCUGUUUUCCUCACUUCCAAAUCGAAUUAUAUCCCACGAGCUCUGGUUUCUCCACAUUGCAAAAUGAAUCAUCAUCAUCGUCUUAGGAAGAAGACGAAUUCUUUCGUUCUGGAAUCGUUAAGGCUGAAUUCCAAGUUCCGGGUUCGAGCUAUUGGUGAAAAUUCUCAAGGGCCUUCUUCUUCUUCUUCCACUGGGGAUAAUAAUAAUGCUAAAGUAGUGAUCUUUAGUUCACUGGUUACGCUGGUACUCGCGGUUGCGAAUCGGGUUCUUUACAAGCUUGCCCUUGUUCCCAUGAAAGAGUACCCAUUCUUUCUCGCUCAACUCACAACUUUUGGAUAUGUCGCAAUAUAUUUCUUCAUUCUGUAUACAAGAUUCAAAGUUGGAAUUGUAACUAAUGAGAUGCUGACCUUUCCAAAGACUCGUUUCAUGAUUAUUGGAUUUCUUGAAGCCCUUGGAGUUGUUGCCGGAAUGUCUUCUGGAGCCAUGCUUCCUGGGCCAGCUAUACCUGUACUGAAUCAGACAUUUUUGGUGUGGCAGUUGGCUCUUUCUGUUCUUCUCCUCGGAAGAAGUUACUCAUUGAAUAAAAUUGUGGGAUGCUUACUUGUUGCAGCUGGUGUCAUUUUUGCAGUUAUGAGUGGAUCAGAUAAUGGUCAAAUGUUGACUGGAACUGGGCUUUUUUGGCCGGCACUGAUGGUAGUUUCUUGCGCUUUCCAAGCUGGUGCAUCAAUCGUCAAGGAAUCUGUUUUCCUUGAUGCUGUAGGCUAUUUGAAGGAGAGGUCUCUUGACAUCUUUGUUGUCAAUUCUUUCGGAUCUGGUUUCCAGGCUUUUUUUGUGGUUCUCCUUCUUCCUUUUCUGUCAAGCUUAAAGGGCAUACCAUUCUCACAGCUCCCUUCAUACUUAAGAAGUGGUGCUGGUUGCUUUCUGAAUGCUGGAACCAAUGUAACAGGCUGUGAAGGAGCCCCAUUACUACCCAUUCUGUAUAUAUUCGUAAACAUAUGUUUCAACAUAUCAGUUCUCAAUCUUGUAAAGAUUUCAUCAGCAGUAGUUUCCUCAUUAGCUGUGAUGUCAUCAGUUCCCGUUGCUAUUUAUAUUCUCUCCCUUCCUCUACCAUACCUCUCGGAAGGCGUAAAGUUGAGUCCCCUUUUUCAUAUGGGCAGCAUUAUUCUCGUGAUGGGUCUGAUUCUGUACAGCUUAGCUAAUCCUCUGAAGGAAAAAUCUGAUAUCAAAUAGCUCAUUAGUGAUACGCGGUGACUUUUGUAACAUCUCACUUUUGUAAAAUUUGUCCUGGUGCUCCAACACGAAUUUUACAUUUGUAGGGCAAUAUAGAUUAUUGACUUAUAUGUUCGAUAUCGAAAUAGGAUCUCUCUUCUGAGCCUGUAAGUAUGAUUUUUUUCAUCUACAUCAUCAGGUGAAACCAACCGUAAUGAAAUGGAAAAUGGCAAAAAUACCAUGAUGAUGCAUGCAGCAAUAUAAAUAUCCAGAUUUGGCAACGCCGGUGAAGAGUAAAAUCACCAUUGCAAAUACAACAAAAAGAUCACCAAAAUCCUUGCCAAAUUGGCUGGAGGCGUAUUAAAUUUCCAACAACUCUUCUAACUAGAAAUUACAAAAGACGCAAAUUGAUGCCGAGACCCAGAGACAAGUACGACGAGAAGAUACAUUGUACAUUUAGAAAUACCAUCAACAGCGAAAUCUCCACUUCCUUAAUGGUGACAAAAAGAACCUCCCGUAGUCGAUCUCUUGAUUCAAUUGCAUCUCUACUGCGACAACUACACGUGCCAUUUAAUUCCGCCUCUGUGUAUCAGCAAACAAGUAAAGACCAUAACUUGGAAUGAUAAUAACAUAUCAAAUAGUUAAACGAGGGACCAUUGAUGCUUGAUGCAUAGAAUGAGCACACACUAACGGAUAAUAAUAAAGAACUCUCUUAUGGAUAUUAAAUUACCUUCUGUUUCUUGAAUUUUCUGC
Molecule: messenger RNA, 2116 nt
Organism: Oldenlandia corymbosa var. corymbosa
Lineage: Eukaryota; Viridiplantae; Streptophyta; Magnoliopsida; Gentianales; Rubiaceae
Source: the annotation of a GenBank genome assembly